GAGGCUGGAAUGGAGGAGGAGAGUCUCUGCAUCUCUCUGGAAACUUCGACACCCUUCUCGUCCUCCUUCCCCUUCCUUCUACACAAAUCUCCUCUCUCUCUCUCUCUCUCCUCCUUCCCUCUCCUCAAAUACCCUCCCACCGCCACCACCGCUUUAUCUAACUCCAUCACACGACCCAACACCAGACCAUACCAACGCCAGACAGAGCUCUGAAAGAGCUUGGAAGAUCAUUGAGAUACCGCAAAAGAAGUAGCAAGAAAGAGAGAAGUGGCAAGAGAUGGGUGUGGAUUACUACAAGGUGCUGCAGGUGGACAAGGGCGCCAGCGACGAUGACCUGAAGAAGGCCUACCGGAAGCUCGCCAUGAAGUGGCACCCCGACAAGAACCCCAACAACAAGAAGGACGCCGAGGCCAAGUUCAAGCAGAUCUCCGAAGCGUACGAGGUUCUGAGUGACUCUCAGAAGAGAGCAAUUUACGAUCAGUACGGUGAAGAAGGACUUAAAGGCCAAGUCCCGCCGCCCGGUGCCGGCGGUCCAGGAGGAGCGACCUUCUUCCAAACAGGGGAAGGCCCGAACGUCUUUAGGUUCAACCCGAGGGAUGCGAACGACAUAUUCGCGGAGUUCUUUGGGCACUCGAGCCCGUUUGGAGGAGGUAUGGGUGGGGGCGGAAUGAGGGGCGGGGCAAGGUCGUUUGGAGGAAUGUUUGGAGAUGAUAUAUUCAGCUCGUUCGGAGAAGGUAGGCCGAUGAGCCAGGCUCCUCGUAAGGCUCCGUCGAUUGAGAAUAAAUUGCCCUGCAGCCUCGAGGAUCUCUACAAAGGGACUACUAAGAAGAUGAAGAUCUCUAGGGAGAUUGCGGAUGCUAGCGGAAAAACUUUGCCCGUGGAGGAAAUCCUAAUCAUUGAAAUAAAGCCUGGGUGGAAGAAGGGCACAAAGAUUACAUUUCCAGAAAAGGGAAAUGAACAACCUGGUAUGCUUCCUGCGGAUCUCGUCUUUGUGAUCGACGAGAAGCCUCACGGCACCUUCACAAGGGAUGGCAAUGACUUAGUUGUUACGCAGAAGAUAUCGCUUGCGGAGGCACUUACAGGGUACACGGUCCGCCUCACCACGUUAGAUGGAAGAAACCUGACCAUACCCAUCAACAGUGUGAUCCAUCCGACCUACGAGGAGGUUGUUCCUAGAGAAGGAAUGCCCAUACCGAAGGAACCGUCGAAAAGAGGGAACUUGCGAAUCAAGUUCAACAUCAAAUUCCCGACAAGGUUAACUGCCGAGCAGAAGGCCGGGAUCAAAAAACUUCUGGGUCCGUGAGAGGUUUGAUUUUUUUUAUGAGUUUGAAAUGAUGUGCAUAUAUCCGUUUUGAUGGAACCAUUCAUAUGAUAUAGAGUGAGUUGGAACUGUAAUGUAACUCGGGGUUAAGGCCAAAUGAAUAAGGGGUACAAUGAGAAGCUUAGUCUUGAAGAAAGACAGUAGCAGGAUCCAGCACCAUUUAUGUCGUUCCAA
Molecule: messenger RNA, 1495 nt
Organism: Eucalyptus grandis
Lineage: Eukaryota; Viridiplantae; Streptophyta; Magnoliopsida; Myrtales; Myrtaceae
Product: dnaJ homolog subfamily B member 1
Exons: 3
Coding region: 278-1303 (341 amino acids)
Cellular component (GO): cytosol
Molecular function (GO): protein-folding chaperone binding
Source: RefSeq, a predicted model, not a curated record